AUGCCACUCAACGGUAGCAUGGCUGUAACGCCUGGAUCUCAUCACGGAGAAGCUUCGAUGGCAGGUGCCAGCAUUCCGAGAAUUCCGCUUCCUGUUAUGUCAGAAGAAAAUAUUGAGGCUUAUUUCUAUUCGCUGGACUUCUGGUUUGAAGCCUCAAGCAUUUCGACAGACUCCGCGAAAUUCAGCAUUGUGGCUGCCAGCAUACCUCAAAUCAAGCUAAUGGAGUUGCGCUCCAUUAUUGAUGCUGCCCCAAUGUCAGGUCGAUACGAAUAUAUCCGCUCGAAAUUGACUGAAAAUUUCACGGAGAGCCAGCAGCGCCGCCUUCAACGUGUGCUACGAGAAAUGCCACUGGGCGACCGCCGUCCUAGUGAUCUAUUCAACGAAAUGAAGCGAGCUCCUGGCUCGGCCCUGAGUGAAAGUAUUUUGCAUGAUCUAUGGGUCAACCGCUUGUCCCCAUACGCGCAAGCUGCGAUCAUAGCAACCAGCGUUCCAAUCACCGAUAAACUAAAAAUUGCCGAUUCCAUAGCUGAAUCGAUGCAAUUGCGAGAGGGGCGCGUCAAUGAGGUGAGCACACCCAAAGCUGCUAACGACAGCGAUCUACGAGCCGAAAUAGCGGCACUCAAACAGCGUUUUGAUAAAGCUUUGAGUGGCGAAAAAUCUGUUUCACGCUCCAGAUCCAGAACGCCUGCUCGCGGCCAGGGCAGCAAUACUUCCGAGUUGUGCUGGUACCACGCAAAAUUUGGGAAGAACGCCAAGAAAUGUAGACAGCCCUGCAAAUAUCUUCAGCCCCCAUCACCAAGUGGCACGCAAUAG
Molecule: messenger RNA, 813 nt
Organism: Rhagoletis pomonella (apple maggot)
Lineage: Eukaryota; Metazoa; Arthropoda; Insecta; Diptera; Tephritidae
Exons: 1
Coding region: 1-813 (270 amino acids)
Source: RefSeq, a predicted model, not a curated record